AUGCAACAACUAUGAGCUCCCAAAAGAGUGAAAUUCGCACCGAAAGUAGUCGUCCUGUAGUCACAAACAACGUCAGCAAUCCGACUGCAGCAAUGGCGGCGACGGCACUGGCUAUUACGACCACUACAUCCAGCUUCAGCUGCUGUCCGGCGAACGGUGAAAGCUCGUCGAUCGAUGAUUCGAUCGAGCUGAACGAUAGUCAGGAAGGUGGCAACAACAACACGAUGUACCACAACGGGUUGCUCGAGAAGCAGGACUAUCACUUCCCGAAGCGCCCACCGGUAGAUAUCGUGUUUCGUGACAUUCGCUACGAGGUGAAGCACUUCAACAUUGCCAAAGCCAAGUUCGAAACGAAAGAAAUUCUUCAUGGCAUUAAUGGUGCGUUUAAGUCGGGUGAGCUGACAGCAAUCAUGGGCCCGUCGGGAGCGGGCAAAAGUACGCUGCUUAACAUCAUGGCAGGUUAUGUAUCAUCCGGUGUGAGUGGUAUGGUGCAGGUGAACGGAAAAAGCCGGUCCCACAACUCGGAAAGCUUCCGGAAGCUGUCCUGCUACAUCCAGCAACACGAUGCCCUUCGACCCUGGUUGACGGUGACGGAGGCCAUGACCUGUGCCACCCAUCUGAAGCUCGGAUUUGGCAUUUCGAUCGCCGAGAAGCGCAAACUGAUCGAGAAGAUUCUGUUUAUGCUCGGGUUGGAGCAGAAGGGCAACACACCGACGAUGGGACUGUCGGGUGGACAGAAGAAACGGCUCGCUAUCGCACUGGAGAUGAUCAGCAAUCCACCAAUACUGUUUCUGGACGAGCCCACUACCGGGCUGGAUAGUUCGUCAUGUGCACAGUGUAUAUCGUUGCUGAAGCGGCUGGCACAGGAUGGGCGCACGAUCGUCUGUACGAUUCACACACCGAGCGCGUUACUGUUCGAGAUGUUUGAUCAGCUGUACACGGUGGUACAGGGCCACUGCUUCUAUCAGGGACCGACGAAGGAGAUGCUACCGUUUUUGGGCGAUCUUGGCUAUCACUGUCCCAGCUAUCACAAUCCAGCUGAUUUUAUGAUGGAGAUUGCGGUCGGCGAGUACGGUGCAGAUGUUGGUAAGGUGAUCAAGGCUGCGCUCAAGAAAUAUUACGAAAUCAGCAGCCGCUGCAUCGAGCUGGACUCGACGUUCGACGAUAACGUAAAAAUGAUGGAAACAUUCUCGAUCGGUGGCAAAGCGGAAGAGGUGUGCAAGCUCCAGAAACAGAACGAUGCGAUGGACAACUCGUCGUACGAAGAGGAGGACAUCUUCUCGAAAACGAAACCUGCAUCGCUAGUGAUGCAGUUCCUGUUACUGUUCUACCGGAACUUGCUGAUGACACGGAGGAACUAUUUUCUUCUAUUCUGCAGAAUCUUCGCACAUGCCACGGUGGCAACACUGUUCGGCUAUCUUUACAGUGGCGUUGGCCCUAACGCGAAUCAAGUGCUCGCGAACUAUGUGUACCUUUACGGAUCGAUGCUUAUGAUGGUGUACACCGGAAAGAUGGCCGUCGUACUCUCUUUUCAAAUCGAGAUGGAAUCACUGAUGAGAGAGCACUUCAACCGUUGGUACAAGCUGGGUCCAUACUUCCUGUCCGUGCUGGUUCUUGAAAUCCCGGUGCAGAUCUUUUGCUCUCUAAUCUACGUGGUGAUCAGCUACCAUCUAACGGGCAACUACGUGAACUUCGAGCGCUUCUGUAUAUUCGCGCUGUUCUGCGUGGCCGGUUCGAUCUGUGCCCAGUCGUGGGGUUUCUUCGUUGGAGCAACACUCUCAGUUAAGCUUGCCGUCUUCAUUGGACCAAUCCUGGCGGUACUAUUCUCCGUGUUUGGCUUCUGCACACGAUACAUCGACAUUACGCCCGUUUUCAAAUGGAUGUGGCACAUCAGCUACUAUCGGGCGAGCUUCCACGGCAUUCUCAACUCGGUGUACGGCAUGAACCGGGACGAUCUGCACUGUCCGGAGACGCAGAUCUACUGCCACUUUAAAAAUCCCGUCCUGUUCCAGAAGGACAUGGACAUCGAGCACGUGGACAUGCAGUCAAACUUUGUGCUGAUUAUGCUGAUUAUUAUUACGAUGUACAUUAGCACGGUGUUUGUGUUGUGGUACAAGCUUAACAAGCGGCCGUACACAGUAGAGCAGUAUGUUAAGCAAUCGUACGAAAUGAGCACCAGUCCGGUGGAUCCCGCUGGAGAAGCAUCCUCCACCGGGGUUGGAAGUCGUCGCGCCGGUGCACCAAACCUCGAACCCUUGCACAUACCCGCUGUUCCGGCCGUGGAGCAGGAAAUCGCGGCUCCAUCGUUGAUUGCCGCACGGCUCUUCAAACCGGUCACCGUCAGCUUCAAGAACCUGUCGUACUCGGUACGCAAUGGAAUAUUUCGCAAAGGUCGGGACAUACUGAAAGAUAUCAGCGGAGAGUUCCGGGCCGGGGAACUAACCGCCAUCAUGGGACCGUCCGGUGCGGGCAAGAGCACCCUGCUGGAUAUUUUGGCCGGCUUUACUGAGGGCGGUUUCACGGGGGACAUUCUCGUCAACAAGCAGGCCCGCGAUUUGAAACGGUUUCGACGCCUCUCCGCCUACAUUAUGCAGGAUCAUGAUCUGCAGCCCCAUCUGACCGUACUGGAGGCGAUGCACUUUUCGGCCAAUCUCAAAAUCGGAGCCGAACUCAGCCCAGCGAGUAAGAAAAUUCGCAUGAACGAAAUUCUCCGUGCGAUCGGGCUGUACGAGGCGAAGAAAACGCGCACCGGAAGGUUAUCCGGAGGUCAGAAAAAGCGACUAGCGAUCGCGCUGGAAAUUGUGAACAAUCCGCCGGUAAUGUUUUUCGACGAACCGACGAGCGGUUUGGACAGCUCCACCUCGACACAGUGUGUUGCACUGUUGAAGCAGCUGGCCCGCGAAGGUCGUACGAUCAUCUGCACGAUCCAUCAACCGUCUGCACUGCUGUUCAACAUGUUCGACCAUCUGUAUGCGGUAGCGGAGGGCGAAUGCAUCUACACCGGCGGUACGGGCAAUAUUGUUUCGUUCCUGAAAGAGCUCGACAUCGUCUGUCCAGAGCAUUACAAUCCCUCCGAUUACUUGUUGGAAAUAGCAACACACGACUACGGUCGCCUAAAUGAUAAUCUAGUCAGGAAGAUGAUAAAUGGCCAGAGCAACUUCUACCGCAAUCCGGAACCGUUCUCACCAUCGUACGAAAGCAAACUGAUGCCAAUCAAAGAAUCGUCCCCGGAGGGACCGAUGGUACUGCUAGAGAUGCCACUGUUUCCAGAGAAUGACACCAACCAGCGGCCAGUAUCGCCCGUGCUAGCCAAACCAAAGAAGCUCGCCAAAAAGUUGUCCUUCAAUCCGGAACGUUGGUGCGGACGGGACGAGAUCUACACGACCAGCUUCUGUAGACAGUUUUCGCUACUGUUGCUCCGCACCUUUCUCAUACUGAGUCGGGAUCGUUCGCUGAUGACGAUGCGGUUCGCGAUCCACUGUCUCGUGGCGCCACUGAUUGGGAUGCUAUACUUCGGCAUCGGGAAUCAGGCAGCACAGAUCUUCAACAACUAUAACUACGUGUUUUUCUCGAUCAUGUUUCUGAUGUUUACGGCAUUCAGCUCAAUGACAAUGGCUUUCCCGCUGGAGUUACCGAUUAUUACGCGGGAGCACUUUAAUCGGUGGUAUUCGUUACGAGCGUACUACAUCGCCAUGACGGUAGCGGACAUUCCGAUACAGCUGCUCUGUACUGUCACAUUCAUCUUCAUCACGUACUAUAUGACCGGUCAACCACCGGAAGCUUUCCGUGUUGGACUGUUUACACUGAUCUGUCUAAUGGUCGCCUGGGUUGCGCAAGGACUCGGUCUGCUUGUUGCAUCACUAUUCGACGUGAAGAAUGGAGCUGUUUUUGGACCAUUCUUCAUCUGUCCGUUCCUGAUAUUCUCCGGGUUCUUCAUUCACCUGACGGAUGCACACCCGGUCAUGCACUGGUUGUUUCACAUCUCGUUCCUUAAGUACGCGCUGCAGGGUGCGGCUCUGGCCAUCUUCGGCUACGACCGACCCCGGAUGGACUGUGACGAGACGUACUGUCACUUUGUGUUGCCAAAGAAGUUCCUCAAGGAGAUCGACAUGCUGGAGGCGGAUUUUGUCGAGGCUGUGAUAGCGCUUAGUGUGAUAUUUUUCGUCUUUAGAGUAUCGGCCUUCUACGUGAUGCAGUACAGGAUGAAGAAUAAAAUUUAACGAAACACUGCUGGGACCAG
Messenger RNA from Anopheles maculipalpis, 4240 nucleotides. RefSeq lists its product as uncharacterized. The record is from RefSeq and is a predicted model, not a curated record. NCBI's taxonomy places the organism in Eukaryota, Metazoa, Arthropoda, Insecta, Diptera, Culicidae. The transcript has 17 exons. Gene Ontology annotation, molecular function: ATP hydrolysis activity; ABC-type transporter activity; ATP binding. Gene Ontology annotation, cellular component: plasma membrane. The coding region runs from base 12 to 4220 and encodes 1402 amino acids.